Messenger RNA from Suillus discolor, 860 nucleotides. RefSeq lists its product as uncharacterized. The record is from RefSeq and is a predicted model, not a curated record. Lineage: Eukaryota; Fungi; Basidiomycota; Agaricomycetes; Boletales; Suillaceae. The coding region runs from base 92 to 694 and encodes 200 amino acids. The transcript has 4 exons.
GCUUGCAGGGUUAUUGUACUAGGUUGAAUCUUUGGCGUCAUGCUGACUACGUUACCAGGGACAGUUCUCUGCGACAUGUGUUUUGUGCCAAAUGACCGUAGAAGGAUCAAGAAUCACAUCGAGCUCUGACACACUCUGCCCUACAUGUCGAAUGAGGCAAGAGGGCAUGGAACUGAAGCCUACAAGGCGCAUCAAUCGGCACGUACCGCCAUUACUCCCAUCCACAUCACCCGUCAUCGCACCACCCCGCGAUCCUCCCCGCCCGUGCUUCUUUAACUCCCGUGGAGAAAUUGUUACUCAUUCCCAUUUCCCUGUUGUCGUGGCGCGCAUGCGUGUGUGUAUGCGCUUCGGCUGUGGAGCACAAUUAGCACCCAACCAGCUUUUCAACUUUUGCGAUAUGUGUCUGCGAUUGGGGUUUGGCCGUGGAGCGCCUGCACCGCCCCCUGCCCCCAAGCGCCUUCCGAAGCGCAUGAGAAGAGAUGAACUUCCCUCUGGGGUGCUUAUCUCGAAGGUCAAGCGUGAUAUAGAUGCUGCACAGAGGACUGAGGCCCUUGGACAGCCCCCGCAAGAAACGUGUGCAGAACUGGGUCCACACAACAAUGAUGAUUUGGAACUCGAGUUGAUGUAUCCUGAGGUUAGUGAGAUGUGGGUUUUUUUGCUGACAUCACUGGGUCUGAGCUGCCAAGUAGGAUGAAGAGCUUGCAGCACAAGAUUCCGUCAACUCGAUAGCGACAACUGUUGGUAACGAUGUUCCACCUUCAGGUGUUGUCUUGGAACGUGGGCCUUUGCGGCUUUCACCCCUGGUCAUCAACACUACUGCUCGUUCUCUAAGCCCUCAGCUAGUCCAGCGCAUCUGUGAA